Molecule: messenger RNA, 2501 nt
Organism: Ceraceosorus guamensis
Lineage: Eukaryota; Fungi; Basidiomycota; Exobasidiomycetes; Ceraceosorales; Ceraceosoraceae
Product: MFS general substrate transporter
Exons: 1
Coding region: 330-2276 (648 amino acids)
Biological process (GO): transmembrane transport
Molecular function (GO): transmembrane transporter activity
Source: RefSeq, a predicted model, not a curated record
CUCGGUAUCGCUUGUUUGGACCGAUGUGAGAGAUACCGCAUCACGGCGCGUGCUGCGAGCGCGGAUUCAAAAUUCUCAGGUCAGCCAGUCAGCCAGUCAGCCAGUCAGCCAGUCAGCCAGUCCUCAAUGAGGCACACGCCCAAGCUUAGCUGAAUGAAUCGAGUCACAAUUACAAAUACACCUCGACGGUCCAUCGCAGCAAUCAUCCUUCCCGCUCAGCACGGUCUCCAAAGGUCAAAUACGGCCGACGUCCCCCCCGCUCCCCCACCCCCCCCCGGUUCACUUUCGCAGUCGGGUUCCUACCGUCUUCAACGCCAUUCGCCCACAAAAUGGUAGCAAGUGCUUCUCAAUCCCGGGCGCAUUCCCCCACCGAGACGCUGGCGGUCGCUUCGCCGACCACAGAAGUGGCCACCUCCCACGAAAAGGAUGGGAUCAAGGAACAGCAUGCUCGCGAGGCGGACGCAAAUGCUGCAGAGCCCGCAGCGCAGCAGCAAGACAGCAAAAAGCAUCACUUGGAAUCAUCUGAACAUAGGAUGGUCAAGAACAACUUGUGGCUCGUCAUUCCUGGUCUCAUGUUGACCGUCUUUCUCGCUGCGCUGGAUCAAACUGCACUGUCAUCCGCUCUGCCUACCGUAGUGUCUCAAGUCCGGGGCGGAGGACCCAGCUCCUUUACCUGGAUCGCAAGCGCAUACCUCUUGACCGCCACCUCGCUCAUUCCCAUGUGGGGCAGGUUGAGCGACAUCGUUGGAAGAAGACCUUUGCUGUGGGUUGCCAACUUUUUCUUCCUCUUUGGCUCCAUCAUGUGCGGGGCUGCUCAGGAUAUCACUUGGCUUUGCGUUUGUCGCGGUGUCCAAGGUGUCGGCGGCGGUGGCAUCAUCGCCAUGUGCCAAAUCAUCUUGGGUGACGUGACACCGUUGGAAAAGCGAGGCGUGUUCCAAGGCGCGUUCGGUGCAGUGUGGUCCGUCGCUUCGGUGCUGGGACCGCUGAUCGGCGGUGCACUCGCUGAGAAAUCUUCCUGGAGAUGGAUCUUCUUCAUCAACCCAAUCAUCGCCGCCUUUCCUCUGAUCAUCAUGUGGUUCGCUCUCAAGGUGCCUUUCGUGCAGAAGAAGACUGCGCGCCAGGUAUGGGACGAGUUCGACAAGCUCGGCUACGGUCUUUUGCUCGCAGCUGUCAUCCUUUUCCUCCUCGGCUUCGUCUACGCGGAAGUGGAAGGCUUCAACUCGAGCAGAUCCAUAGGUUUCCUAGCCACCGGCGCUGCUCUCUUUCCCAUCUUUGUGGGUUACGAGUUCCUCGCCGAGCGCCUUCUUCCCACUUCCAGGCCCAUCUUCCCGACACGUCUCUUCAAGCUGCGGACUACGACGCUCCUACUAAUUGCCGUCGCCAUGCACGGCAUCGCUUUCUUCAGCUCCACUUACUACAUCCCAUUCUACUUCCAGGUCAAGGGCAGUUCUCCCAUCUUUUCGGCGGUGGAGCAACUGCCUUUCAGCUUGGUCUCUGGCAUCAUGAGCGUCGUCAGCGGUGUCGUGCUCACCAAGCUUGGGAGAUACAAGCCCGUCGCAGUGGUGGGUCUGGGUGUAUUCACACUCGGACAAGGUCUCAUGAUCUUGAUCGAUGCAGAGCAAAGGAAAUCCGUCGUUUUGGCCGUCAUCUUCGUCGCUGGCCUCGGUCUCGGAUGCUUCUUCCAGACGCCUCUCAUCGGCAUCAUGGCUGCAAUGCCUCACGAAGAGAUGGCCGCUGCCACUUCGGCCAUGGCCAUGGUGCGUAGCGCUGCCGGAGCAGUCGGCAUCGCAGUCGCAGGCGCCAUCUUCAAUUCCAAGGUCAAAUCUGGGACAGAGGGAAUCGAGGGCUACGUUGCUCCUGCCGAUCCCUCUUCGGACAUCCUCAGCAUCUCCCAUCUCCAACCUCUCGCUCUCAGGAACGCGGUCACCGUGGCGUAUUGCGAUGCCAUUAGGCUGAUCUUUAUCAUUUGCACACCUUUGGUCGGCGUCGCAUUCCUGUGCACACUCUUCGUCAAGGAGUACAGCUUGCAACGCAAAGUCGUGCAAGAGAAGAGCAAGCAAGAAGUCAUGGCGGCCCAGAGGGAGCUCGAUUUGGAAGCUGCAAACGGCGAAAAGUCGGCCGACACGCGGGCCGGAGCCGCUACUUCGGGUGGCCAGAACAAGACCACAUCGUCUGACAACGGCCACACGAGCGAAGACGAUGCCAUCGUCCGCCAAGCUUCUGCCUCAGAUUCGGCCGACAGUACCGACCAACCCAAGCAAAAGCCUGCAGAAUGAUCGUCUUCUCCUGACGCACAUGUGGAGUCUUAUUCUCUUCGCUUGCACCCUUUCCUCUCCAAGCAGGCUCUCGACAUGACCCGGACACGUCUCUCUCUCUCUCUCUCUCUCCACGCACGACCUCGCACGUCUUGGGCACAUAGACAACUCGGAAUCCAUCACGACUUCAUCAUGUUCCUGUUUCAUCUCCUCACGACAUGAUUUGCAAUGCUUCAUAUCCUUGUA